ACAGUAAACACUAACACUUUCAAAUUUGUUUAUCGUAUUUUUCUUUUGCAUUAAAAUUUAAAGUAUUAUACUGCAACAAUGUCGGUUGAAAACUCGCCGAAAAAUUCACUGAGUACUUGUAAUAAAAUUGAAACUGUGGAAGACUUAGAGAACAAAGACACGUUGAUAAAACAUGUUGAUAUAUCGAUUGUGGAAUCUGAAAAGCGCGCUAACGGCACUCUGCAUGUCCGCGAUCAUCACACUGUUUAUCUUAUCGAUCUCAAAGUGACAGACCCUGAUUACAAAUUGGUACAAACCAAAAUCAGUACAAUAUGGAGGCGUUACACAGAGUUUGAGGAAAUCCAUGAUUAUCUACUACAGGCGUGUCCUUUUGUCGUCAUUCCACCUCUACCAGAGAAACGAGUGCUAUAUGCAUGGCGUAAAUCAGACACAACAGAUCCAGAAUUCAUAGAGAGAAGAAGAGCAGGCCUAGAGAAUUUCCUUCUACGAGUUGCCUCUCAUCCACGCCUAUGCUUUGACACUCAAUUUAUUAAUUUCUUACAACGUGAACAUGAUUGGAAGGAAUGGAUUAUGGACAACGGUUAUUUGUUACAAGCGGAGAACAAGCUCAAGUCUCUAUCAGUAUCUAUUAGACUAAAGAAACCAGAUCCUGAAAUUGAAAGCGUCAAGAACUAUGGCAGGCAGUUAGAAUCAAAUUUAAGCAAUUUCUUAUAUACAAGAUCAAAAAUAAUGGAAAAGAACUAUGCACUAUCUAAACUACAUGCAAACUACGGCAAGCUCUUCAGUGAGUGGAGUGUUAUUGAAAAGGAAAUGGGCGAUGGACUGCAGAAAGCUGGACAUUACUUUGAUUCAAUUGCCGAUUCCAUAGAAUCGGUUGCAGAAGAUGAAGAGCAGUUAGCUGACCAACUGAAGGAGUAUUUAUUUUACGCUGCAGCACUGCAGCAGGUGUGUGUGAACCACGAAUCUUUUCAACGGGAUCUUGAAUACGCUCAAGAAGUGCUAAACAAUCGGCUCGCGGAGCGCCAGCGCGCGGCGGCCGGCAAGUCGGGGCUGAUGGCGCGCCUGUUCGGCACCACGGACCCCGACAUCGUGCGCGACCAGAACACGCGCGCGCUCGACGCGACCAUCCUCGAGGACAGGCGCCUGCUGGAGCGCCGCGCCAAGGACUUGGAAUUAUAUACCAAAAUAGUAGCAGUUGAAAUAGCGUAUUUCCAAAAGCAGAAGGAUAAAGAUUUGCAUGAAUCACUCGUAGGAUUUAUAAAUUUGCAAGUCAAAGCGGCAAAGAAGAAUCUUCAAGCGUGGACUCAAAUCAAAGAAUGCCUUCAGAACAUGCUUUAAAAAUUUCACCACUCGGGCACACCAAAUUACCUGCUAUUUAUAAUAUAUAGUUACAUAAGGGCAUUACACUUUUAUAUCCCUUUUAAUAAUUAAAAAAAAGAAUAUUACUUUCGUUAAUAAAGGGUUUAAAAAUAUUUACGUGACCAAAGUUGAAACUAACGUGUAAUAUAAAGCUACGGCAAUAUAGUUACAAUUAAGUGACUGAAAUUCCAUUAUUGUAGUUUUAUUAUUUACUGAAUCGCAGAUAUAGCCGUAGCUUAACUGUUAAUGUCUUUUCGUUGAGUCACGUGCGUGUAUUCAAUUUAUAAGUUGGUGUGUCUUUGCCUAAUGUCUUAACUUAUAGGAAAAAUUUAUAAAUAUUUGCUUUACGUUUACACUAUAUACUAUUUGUUUUUAUGUAAAUAAUUUAUUUGUGUGAAGGCGCGUUUUAAGUCUAUAAAACUCUUUGGUAAUAAGAUGAAAACUAAAAGUAGGAAAUUAUAAAACCAGAAUUUUUCUAUAAUUUUUUAUCCAACUAGGCAAGGUCCACCAACGUUUUCCACUCCAAUUUUCAUAUGGCUAUUGUAGAACAGAGUAUAAUUGAAAGCUUUGUAAAUGCAAGAUGGCGCUAGUGAGGUUGGCUGUAUAUGGAUCAACGUCAUUGGUUGAAAAAACAAAAUGACGUGAUCAUCCACCAAUCAGGUUAAAUUCUACACUAGCGACAUCUAGUGAAUAUUCGUGUGUUAAACCUUAGUAUACAGUGUACAGUUUAAAAAAAAAUGUAAAUUUUUAUAUCAUAAAACUAUUUAAAUAUAUAAAA
Messenger RNA from Melitaea cinxia (Glanville fritillary), 2137 nucleotides. RefSeq names its product sorting nexin-4-like. The record is from RefSeq and is a predicted model, not a curated record. The coding region runs from base 79 to 1338 and encodes 419 amino acids. Gene Ontology annotation, biological process: protein transport. Gene Ontology annotation, molecular function: phosphatidylinositol binding. Lineage: Eukaryota; Metazoa; Arthropoda; Insecta; Lepidoptera; Nymphalidae. The transcript is spliced from 10 exons.